Brienomyrus brachyistius is the source of this 3486-nucleotide messenger RNA. RefSeq names its product acyl-CoA thioesterase 8 (gene acot8). The record is from RefSeq and is a predicted model, not a curated record. The transcript has 6 exons. Bases 27 to 1028 code for a protein of 333 amino acids. Lineage: Eukaryota; Metazoa; Chordata; Actinopteri; Osteoglossiformes; Mormyridae. Gene Ontology annotation, molecular function: fatty acyl-CoA hydrolase activity. Gene Ontology annotation, biological process: fatty acid catabolic process; acyl-CoA metabolic process. Gene Ontology annotation, cellular component: peroxisomal matrix.
CCCACGUGACAGUCCUCUGAAACAAUAUGGCUGCCGCGGAGGGAAUCGUAGCGUGUGCUGCCGGCCACAGUUUAAGUUCAGGCUCAGCUGACUCACUUAAAAAUGCUUCGGAAUCGCCGUCGGAAGAUAACCCUGAUCUACGGAGUGUCUUGGUUACAAGUAUUUUAAACCUGGAGAAACUCGACACAGACCUACAUAGAGGUACACACCACUGGGUACCCCGUAGUCAGCGAUUGUUUGGGGGCCAGAUAGUAGGCCAAGCGCUUGUCGCCGCUGCCAAGUCCGUCAGUGACGAUGUCUUUGCACACUCUCUACACUGCUACUUUGUCCGAGCAGGAGACCCCAAAGUUCCAGUUCUGUAUCAGGUAGAUAGGACAAGGGAUGGGAAGAGUUUUUCCGUUCGCUCUGUGAAGGCCAUUCAGCAUGGUCAGCCUAUUCUGACAUGCCAAGCGUCUUUCCACACGCAACAGCCCAGCCCUCUGCAACAUCAAUUCACUAUGCCUAAUGUGCCCCCUCCUGAAGAACUACUGACAUUUGAAGAGCUCAUCCACCGAUACCUGAGUAAUCCAGAUUUGGCUGAGAAUGCCAAACUGGGACUUAACAAAAUUUUGGCUGAUGAGGUUCCCAUUGAGAUUAAGCCAGUGAACCCACCUGAUUUCUACAAACGUGUCGCCAUGGAGCCAAAGAAACUAUUCUGGGUUCGAGCCAAAGGAUAUAUUGGCGAAGGAAGCAUGAAACUGCAUUGUUGUGUGGCUGCCUACGUGUCCGACUACGCUUUCCUUGGGACGGCAUUGUUGCCUUACCCAGACUAUCGAGUUCAGUUCUUGGCCUCCCUUGAUCACGCAAUGUGGUUCCACAAUACCUUUCGUGCGGAUCACUGGAUGUUAUAUGAAUGCGAGAGUCCCUGGGCAGGGGGCAGCAGAGGGUUCGUUCAUGGCCGGCUCUGGAGGCGCGAUGGAGUGCUAGCCGCCUCUUGUACCCAGGAAGGAGUGCUGAGGGUCAGAGCUGUGGCACAGAGUAAUCUGUAGAUAUAAAUGCGGUGUGUUUUCUCAAAUCUGCAGAGCCCCAGCGGCAGACGAUAUGAUUUUGAAGUUGCUUUUCCGGCCAGAAGCAAACUCCAGACUUCUGUUUUUCACAUUCAAGUAAGCCAAAUCCUGUGGAAUACAGUUUAGAAUCAUUUUUAAAUAUUUCUAUUAAAGCCCAGUUAAUAGAGGUGAAACAUUUGUCUGUACCAGUUUAAACCCCAGAGAUAAUCACACCCUACCCCUGAAUUAUAAAACUGAUAGUUUUAAAUGAACUUUCAUUAAACAGUAUCAUUGAGUUAGUUUUGAUCUGUAACCCAUAAAUACAACCAGUACUUUUACAGAUAAACUUCAGAUGACUAUUUACUGAAUAAGACAAUCCAAGGUGUUACCUGGAUGUCAUCUUUGGGUGGGCAUUUAGAUUAUUUGUCUGGCCAAUAACAAAAAAUUAGCCUUUUCUAAAUAUAGUGUGUAAACGAGCAUUGUUUAGUUUUCAGAAGGGGGGAGAACAAAAGAAAUACAAUUACAGAAUGCAAUUUUUAUGGGUGGGUGUGGCCAUUAACCUGUGGAAAACAAAAAAAGUAAUUGUUCUAUCCUAGACAGAGUUUAAUGUCUAGGCUCAAUAUGAUUAGCAUAUGCAUUGAAACUUUUCUUUAAAAUUAUUUUUCAUUUUUCUGUAUUUUUUUAGGGCUGGGAAUCAAUAUAAAUCAACUAAGUAAACUUCCUUAGCUAAAUUUCACGAAACUGCUAGGCCAGAAAGAAUUAAAUAUUUCUCAAAUUAUCUAAAAAAAUAUCCUCACUGACCCAAUGUUUUGUUAGACACAAUUAACUCUUUAGUUAAUGCUUGUGUGACUCUUGGCCCUGAAACAUUUAUUGAAUUGUGCAAGAGAAAUAGAAAACAUAAUUUUUUCGCUCUGCUAUUGAUGUCUCUCAUCACUUGCAUAUAGGUACUUUUUUUCGCUAUUAACCUGUCACAUUCUCUUGCUUAACAGAUAUAGUCUCACAUGAAACGUACUACAUCUCCCCUUGAUGUAAUCCCUUUGAAACUUUUUAAAGAAAUGUUUGAUAUUUUGCAGAAGUGUUUUAUCUAUUUUUAAUUCCUCACUAUUUCUCAGCAUAGUUCCUUCCUGUUUCAUUCUUCUGAAACCUCUUCUGAAAAAAAUGAAAACUUGAUCAGUUUCAAAGCAGCACUUUUUCCUUUUUCCCGAUGGGGUCCAAUAAAGUAUGUGAUUGAUUGUAUAUAAACAUUGUGUUGGUCUUCAAGGUGCAGCACUAAAUUGGUUUAUUUCUUACCUCAAAGAACGAACCUUUUUAGUUAAUAUUAGUGAGUUAUUUUCCUCUGUGGAUACCAUCAAACAUGGGGUACCCCAGGGGUCUGUGUUGGGGCCUGUCCUUUUUUCUAUAUUGUUUGCGUGCAUUCAGAGAUACCAUUCAGAAGCAUAAUCUGGAUUUUCAUUUGUAUGCUGGUGAUACACAGAUAUAUCUGCCCUUGCACAGGUCUCAUGAUUGUUUGGGUGAAUUCAAAGGUUGGAUGUUUCAAAUUUUUUUACAAUUAAAUGACAGAAUAUCUGAAGUCAUUUGGCCCCCCAAUACUGACUAAAAGCAUUACGGGAAAUCUGGGUGUUGGGACUUAUCUGUGUUAGGCUUUUUGCCAAAUAUCUUGGUGUCAUUUUUGACUCUGAUUUCAAGUUCGAUAAGCAAGACUGCUAAGAAUAUUUUUUUCCAGCUCAGGACAAUUUCAAAAAUAGCCUUACCUUUCUUAUUGUGACAGGGGAAAUGCUUGCACAUACUUUUAUUUAAUCUCCUUUAAAAUACUGUAAUUCUCAGUCAGUCAUGUUUAGCCUGGCUACAGUUAGUCCAAAAUGCUGCUAUGCAGUUUUAAAAUGAUGCAAAGAAGAGGGGAACAUAGCUGCAGUCCUGGCUUCCCUCCAUUGGCUGCCAGUUCAGUACAGAACUCGGUUUAUUACUGGCGAUUUUAUAUACAUAUACUGCAUCAAGAUCACCGAGGUCCUCACACCAGCUUCUUUUCUCCACUCAAAGCGAAGCACUUUGGUCAGCAAGGGCUGUUGUUAAAGUGCUAUGUAAAUAAAGCUGACUUGACUGACUAAUCGUAUCAUUAAUCUUGAUUAAUUGCACCUAAUAUUAAAACUUAUAAUCUUAACUAUUUAUAUGUUGAAUCCCUAAAUUGAUGUAGAAUUAACAGAAGUUGGGGGGCACUUUGAAGACGGAUUCAAAUUAUGCAACUUCAUUGUCUAAUUGUAUACAUUUUGCUACUUGGGAUUGUUAAUCAGUUAUGUCACCAUUUAUUUCCGUAUUAAAAGUAUUUAAUCAAAUUCAGGGCAAGAGUUACUGAAAAAAUGACAAAACCAAUAAAAAACUGAACAAAAAUAUACAUCAUAUCAUACAGAUUGAUUGAUUGAUUAUUGUGGGUCACAUACAAUAAAGUUCAAAGAUUUAAAAACGG